Molecule: messenger RNA, 504 nt
Organism: Neoarius graeffei (lesser salmon catfish)
Lineage: Eukaryota; Metazoa; Chordata; Actinopteri; Siluriformes; Ariidae
Gene: rplp2a
Product: ribosomal protein, large P2
Exons: 5
Coding region: 110-454 (114 amino acids)
Biological process (GO): cytoplasmic translational elongation
Cellular component (GO): cytosolic large ribosomal subunit; ribosome
Molecular function (GO): structural constituent of ribosome
Source: RefSeq, a predicted model, not a curated record
CAAUCAGCUUGCUGAAAGCUCCUUCAUACUGACGACAGCUCCCUACUUUCUUUCUUCUCUUUCCGGAAACUGCAGCGAGUCCAACGUUUCGGGUCUUUCAGACUUAAAAAUGCGUUACGUGGCCGCUUACCUAUUGGCUGUGCUGGGUGGCAACACCAGCCCCUCCACCAAGGAUAUCAAGAGCAUCCUGGGGAGUGUAGGAAUUGAGGCCGAAGAUGAACGUCUCAAUAAGGUCAUCAGUGAAUUAAAUGGCAAGGAUAUCAAUGAUGUCAUGAAUGCAGGCCUCGCCAAGUUAGCCUCCGUGCCAGCAGGUGGUGCUGUGGCAGUUUCUGCUGCUCCUGGUGGUGGGGCUCCUGCAGCUGGAGCAGCGCCUGCAGCGGAAGAGAAAAAGGAGGAGAAGAAAGAGGAGUCUGAAGAGUCUGAUGAAGACAUGGGCUUUGGUCUCUUUGAUUAAUCUUUCUUGUUUUCCUUUAAAACCAAUAAAAAUUGAAAAAUUGGCUUAAA